This is a messenger RNA of Haemonchus placei, 558 nucleotides long. Lineage: Eukaryota; Metazoa; Nematoda; Chromadorea; Rhabditida; Trichostrongylidae. The record is from the annotation of a GenBank genome assembly.
AUGCGGUCUGAAGAAGAAACGCUGUUCACCUCCUUCUUACACAUGAUCUCGCAUAUACUCAACGCAUACUUGACAGCGUUUGUCGUCUUUACGGGAAUAUCGCUUAAUCUUUUCUCCAUCUACGUAUUUCUACGAUGCGAACGGUCCAGUGCCCCUGCUAUUCAGUACUACUUGGUCACCCUCACAAUAUGGCAGACGGCUUUACUUGCGAAUGCUUUUCUUCUUUACUCGUUUCCUCAUAUUCUAUUCGGACAUCUCGUAUCACAAGACAAUGAUUAUCAAAGAACAAUUGUAACAGAGGAUGAGGAUCGUGUACGCGUAAGGUGUGGCUGCGCAGCAACGAGGGGUAAUCGUAUCAAGAUUGUUCCUGUCAACCGGGUGAAACGACUAAUGGUGAUUGUGUCACUAUUGGCAGUGCUCUUCUCUUCUCCACGAUUCUUUGAAGUUCACGUUGUACAAUUUUGCAACAAAUACAAUGAAUGUGUUGCUGUAAUCGAUCGAACAGCGCUCUUCGAGGUGAGUGCUAUUCUGGUGCCUAUUACUGUGAUACAUUGUUGA